Molecule: messenger RNA, 1502 nt
Organism: Thalassophryne amazonica
Lineage: Eukaryota; Metazoa; Chordata; Actinopteri; Batrachoidiformes; Batrachoididae
Gene: slc2a1c
Product: solute carrier family 2, facilitated glucose transporter member 1
Exons: 10
Coding region: 51-1502 (483 amino acids)
Biological process (GO): monosaccharide transmembrane transport
Cellular component (GO): membrane
Molecular function (GO): hexose transmembrane transporter activity
Source: RefSeq, a predicted model, not a curated record
CUUCAGAAGAAAUAAAUGCUUUUUCAUCUGGAGGCAUCUGAGUCAAACAAAUGGCACCACAGGAGAGCCAUCUGACAGCCACGCUCUUGACUUCCAUCCUGGCAGCAGUGCUCGGCUCCUUACAGGUUGGCUACCAUACGAGCAACGUCAAUGCUUCAGCCAAGAUCAUUGAAGAGUUUUACAACCAAACUUGGAGAGCCAGACAUAACCAGUUGAUGCCAGAUCACAGUCUGACUCUCCUGUGGUCACUCUCAGUCAGCAUUAAGGACUUUGGAGCCUUGUUAAGUUCUCUGGGAGUCAAAUACCUGGCAGACACUUACGGCAGGCGUAAUUCCAUCCUGAUAGCAAAUUGCAUGUCUGUAGUGGGAACUUGUCUAAUGUCCACCUCUAAGGCCAGCCAGUCGUUUGAAGUUCUCAUCAUGGGACGGUUGGUAUUUGGUCUGUUCUGUGGUUUGGCGAUGAGUCUCAAUCCCCUUUACAUCCAGGAGGUGUCCCCCACCAAUCUGAGAGGAGCCUUUGCUACUCUGAACCAGGUGUCCUUUGCUUCUGGCAUCCUGGUGGGAAUGGUGGCUGGUCUGGAGACAGUGCUGGGUACAGAACAUUUGUGGGCGAUGAUGCUGUCUCUGUCGCUUGUCCCAGCCCUGACACAAUACCUGGUCCUGCCUUUCUGCCCUGAGAGUCCUCGUUAUCUGCUCAUCAACCGGAACAAAGACAGCAAGGCAGCGGCUGCUCUGCUCAGACUCAGAAGCAGUGUUGAGAAGGUUCAUGCCGAGCUGGAAGAAAUGAAAGAAGAAGAUGCUCACACUCAGACCAGCAUCACCACCACGGAGUUCUUCAAAAAGCAAAGCUACAGGCAGCCCAUCUUUAUUGUCCUCAUCAUCAACUUGGGCAGCCAGCUGUCUGGAUUCAACGUGAAAAUCAGUUAUUCCACCAGGAUUUUCCAGUCCAGAUUUGAAGAGGCGAAGUGCCUGACUCUGGGUGUGGGAGCUGUAAACGUGACCUUCACAUUUGUGGCAUUCUUGCUGAUGGAGAGAGCAGGGAGGAGGCGAUUGCUCCUCAUCGGUUUCAUCUCCAUAGCAACAUGCAAUGUGCUCAUGACAGCUCUAGAUUCUAUCCUGCAGCUGACUCCAGUGCUGCGGAUCCUGCAAGUCCUGCUGGUCUUCAGCCUGAUCUCAGCCUAUGAGCUAGGUCCUGGGCCCAUCUCCUGGUUCAUCGCCGCUGAGCUGUUUGACCAGACGGGCCGACCUAUGGCUAUGACUUUAACUAGCAUGCUGAACUGGGGAGGGAAGUUUGUUCUGGCGCUCGUCUUUCCUCCGUUACUGAAAGUCUUCGGCUCGUACGUCUACCUUCUCUUCACCACCGCGGCUCUGCUCGCCUUCAUACUCAUCUGGAUCCGCCUUCCGGAGACAAAAGGUCGCACAUUUGACGACAUCGCUGAAGAGUUCAGAGGCGCUGAGGGCAUUGUUUUAUUCAAUAAGACUGGAUUCAACACUUUUAACUGA